CUCGCUCUCUCCGCCCGCUCUCUUCGUCUCUCUCUCUCUCUCUCUCCCUGCCGGCCGCUUCCCGGCCCGCUCGGCGGCAGCAGCAGUGUGCAGUGCUCAAGUGCCGGCCGAACCGAACCGAACCAAAGGAACCAAAAGCCAAGGCGUUCGGUCUGUCAGUGCAGCAAAGCGAAGCCGCCGCCUCCGUCGGUGCCGCCGCCGCCGUCGCCGCCGCUGCCGCCGCGAACUCGCUCGAAACGAACGCUCGCACCACACUCACUCACUCACGGCUCCAUUCCAGGGUGAUGCGAGCGGCUUAGCCCGGCGGCGUGGCAGCGACAUGUACCCUUGGUACCGGGACGCCGGACAACUCGGACAGUUCAACCCGCAGGCCAUGCCGGCCGCCAUCAAGACCGAGAGCGGCUACAACGACUGCAUGCUCGCCCUCGACUACGCCGCCCAGUCAAAGAAAGCGGCGUUCGUGUGGUCGUCGCCGCCGCCUGCCUCGGAGGUCAGCUCUGCGCACGGGGGUGGCAAGGGCGGUGGCGUGGUGGCCGGGGGCACGCCGCCGGGGGCGGCCACCCCCGGCUCGGCGCAAGGCCUCGUGCACUGGAUGAGCGUCAUGGCCGAGCACAUGAAUAAUCCGCACACGCACGACGUCCACUACAUGUGGAACAACGUCGAGCGGCCGUAUCAGCCCAACAAGAUGGGGCAACAGGACUGGAACCGCACGCCUUCCAAAUAUUUGCUCGAGGCGAAAAUGAGUUCGGCCGAGCAGCACAACUCGAUGCAGAAAGAGCAAUUUUAUUCGCAAAGCUGCAACUGGAGGAGUCAAAAGCCGAUCAUAAUUGCAGGGUUGGACGACGGCCAGCAGCAGCAGGGCAUGUACGCGGGCGCCGGCGCCACGCCGCGUUCCACCAGCAGCACGUCGUCGUCGCCGCCGAUCGUCGGCGCCGCCGCAGGUACGACCCUUCCGGCGCAGCUGCAAGGUGCCGUCCCCAACGGACGCAAAUACUCGUGCAAGAUGUGCCCCACGGGACGAGGACGGAAGCGGGCCAAGUUCUACGGCAACCGCGACGGCAACCUGUGGCCCAUCGACGGCUCGGCCGAGAUGUUCGGGUCGAAGGCGGAGCUGCAACUGCACUCGCAACUGCACAUGCGCGAGGCGAAGCCGUACAAGUGCUCGCAGUGCACGAAGGCGUUCGCGAACAGCUCGUACCUGUCGCAGCACACGCGGAUCCACCUGGGCAUCAAGCCGUACCGCUGCGAGAUCUGCCAGCGCAAGUUCACGCAGUUGUCGCACCUGCAGCAGCACAUCCGCACGCACACGGGCGACAAGCCGUACAAGUGCCGGCACGUCGGCUGCAACAAGGCCUUCUCGCAGCUGAGCAAUUUGCAGUCGCACUCGCGCUGCCACCAGACGGACAAGCCGUACAAGUGCAACUCGUGCUACAAGUGCUUCACGGACGAGCCGUCGCUGCUCGAGCACAUCCCCAAGCACAAGGAGUCCAAGCACCUCAAGACGCACAUCUGCCAGUACUGCGGCAAGUCGUACACGCAGGAGACCUACCUCAGCAAGCACAUGCAGAAGCACGCCGAGCGGCAGGACAAGCGGCCGCCCAUCGCCAACAGCCUCCAGCCGCAGGGCCAGCCGCAAGGCCAGCAGCAGCAGCAGCAGCAACAGCAGCAGCAGCAGCAGCAGCGCCACUCGCCCGCCUCGGACCACGCCCCCCAGCCGACCGACUACUGGGCCAAGGAGGCCGGCCUGCACGAGACGACGGCCGGCACGCCCACCUGCAACGACCUCCAGUCGCAGCAGGGGGGCUACGAGCCGGCCAAGACGACCUCUGCGUUCACGCCGAUCCAGGCGUCGUCGAUGCUGCCGCUGACGUCGGCCGCGGUCGCGUCCAACCACCUGAUGGCGCCGCCGUCGGCCUCGAGGGGCUACCACCUGGCCUACGACUCGCCCCUGUCGUUCCCCAAGGCGAACCAGCUGGGCGCGGCGCCGCCCACCCCCGCCUCGGUCGCCUCCUUCCCCAACCAACUGAUCUCGCUGUCGCAAAUCCGCAACUACCAGCCCGCCGGCGCCGACCACCUGCACGGCCUCAAGGACAAGUAGCUGCCUCCGGCCCCCAGCCCCCUCAAGCCCCCCGCCCCGCCCCCUCCAACCCCCCCGAUUGCGUGGUGACUGAAUAUAGUGUGUGUCUUCGGACGCGGUGCCGAAGCGAAAAUCUCUUUUAACUCGUGCGUAGACAGGCUGCCGAGCGAGCGAGCGUCGGUUCGAUUCGAUCCGAUCCGAUUCGACCUCCGGCCAGCAAGACACUUAUUACACAGUGUGUAUAGUUCUCCAUUUUUUCCCGUGUUGUCCGCAGAUUUAAUUAUUACGCGUAUUUUUAGUUUCUAUCUCGAUCGAUGUAUCAUUUUUUGUGCUGCUGCUGUUGUACACACAGAACACACACACACACGCAGACACGUGUAGAGGCAAGAGACACACGUUUUUAUCGCUUGAGCGCGGUUCAGUUGUGACAAAGACUGCAUUUCACUGCACGACAUUCAUUACGGCCCCCCCUCCCCACUCUCCUGGCUCCCCCUGACCUCACCCCUCCCCUCACCCCCUGAGGACCAUUCACACUCGAUUUUGUACUUACUCGUUUCGUUUCGACGGCAACUUUCGACUCUUUCGGUGUGUUUCGAGAAAAUACAGGGAAUUCUGAAUGUGUCUCGCUCUUUCGCUCUCUGUCGACAAAAGAAUGAAUUUACUAAAAGUGUUUUCCGCUCAACGGCCAUUUUCCGGUUAUCCAUGUGUCGAUAUAUUGUGAGAAAAUACAUUUAAAUUCGAUGUGCUUUUCGGCCGAUUUCGACUUGGAAAAAAGAAUGUGCUCUCUCUCUCUCUUUCUCUCUCUCACUCACACACUCUCUUCUCGCUGCCCGAUCCUCCUUUCUUUGUUUCCUCACUCGCUCUAAGUGUCUAAUACGCAAUAUAGACGGAAAAAGGGAGGAAUUAAGAAGCCGGCACGCUCACACUCAUUACACUUUCAACGCCGGCCCGCGCCUUCCUCCCGCAAGUGACGGCCGAUUCACCCCCUCCCGCCACGCCCCCUUUUUGCAUUUCCCGCCCGCCCGCCCGCCCGCCACUGGAAUAAAUAAAUAAUGCGCGGUAUGUUUUAUUUACCGCGCGCGUCAUUUUCUUUGCGAUUAUUGGCCGCGAAUCGUCCGUCACUGCGCUGUGUUUUUUUUUUCAUUUUUUUUCUCCCUUUUUCGGCCGCCGUCCUCAUUCGCGAGCUCAAAUUUGGAUCGAUUUCAAUAAAGACAGGAAAACAAAGCAACCCACAAACAAACAUACAAACAAACACUCACACGUACGGCUAAGAUUGUAAGUUUUAAUACAUGAUUUUUGAUUUGAAACACACACACACACACACACACACAAACUGUUAGAAUUAUUACGAAUUUGUGAACAAUUAUUAUUGCGAUAUUGUAACAAGAAAUGUUAAUGUUAUUAUGCGAUAAACAAUAAAAAAACACAUUUUGAAAUAACGCA
This is a messenger RNA of Cloeon dipterum, 3520 nucleotides long. Its product is annotated as zinc finger protein rotund-like. The coding region runs from base 320 to 2098 and encodes 592 amino acids. The transcript is spliced from 9 exons. The record is from RefSeq and is a predicted model, not a curated record. Gene Ontology annotation, molecular function: RNA polymerase II cis-regulatory region sequence-specific DNA binding; DNA-binding transcription factor activity, RNA polymerase II-specific. Lineage: Eukaryota; Metazoa; Arthropoda; Insecta; Ephemeroptera; Baetidae. Gene Ontology annotation, cellular component: nucleus. Gene Ontology annotation, biological process: regulation of transcription by RNA polymerase II; embryo development.